This is a messenger RNA of Saprolegnia parasitica CBS 223.65, 1514 nucleotides long. RefSeq lists its product as hypothetical. The transcript has 7 exons. Gene Ontology annotation, molecular function: ammonium channel activity; DNA-(apurinic or apyrimidinic site) endonuclease activity; oxidized pyrimidine nucleobase lesion DNA N-glycosylase activity. Lineage: Eukaryota; Oomycota; Saprolegniomycetes; Saprolegniales; Saprolegniaceae. Gene Ontology annotation, biological process: base-excision repair; nucleotide-excision repair; base-excision repair, AP site formation. The coding region runs from base 21 to 1514 and encodes 497 amino acids. Gene Ontology annotation, cellular component: membrane; nucleus. The record is from RefSeq and is a predicted model, not a curated record.
GUCCGUUGUUCGCAGUUUGCAUGAGCACGCCGAAUCCGUUCCAGCGCUUUGCGCGCCCACGGGACGAGGCCCAGCCCAAGCAGCGAGUCAAGAGACUGCUGUCGCCGAGAGCGGCUACACCGGCCAAGCGGCAGCGGCCCGAAGCUACGACCAAGGAGGAAGCGAUUGACGACGACCCCCGCCUGGCCAUGCUCGCCCGCAUGCAGUCCAUUCGCAAGGGCAUGAUCGCGCAAGUCGAUAUCUACGGCACGCAGCAGCUGUACAGCGCCACGAUGGCGCCCAAGGACCAGCGCUGGCAGAUUCUGAUCGCGUCGCUUCUGAGCACGCAGACACGAGACGAAAUCACGGCGGCCGCUAUGAUGCGGCUCCACACGUUGCCUGGCGGUCUCACACUUGCGUCCGUGCUGGCGCUCUCAGUCGCCGAGCUUGAUGCGCUGCUGUGUCCCGUCGGAUUCCACUUGAAAAAGGCAGAGCAGUUGCUGCGCAUUGCAGAGAUACUGCAGACGCGCUACGGCAGCGACAUCCCUGUCUCGAUUGCCGACCUUAUGGAGCUUCCAGGCAUCGGUCCAAAGGUCGCGCGCUUGAUCGCCCUCGUGGCUUGGAACCGCGCCGACGGCAUCAUUGUCGACACCCACGUCCACCGCAUCGCGCGUCGGCUCGGCUGGACAUCCGCGACAGUGAAGACCGCCGAAGACACUCGGCGAGAGCUCGAGGCGUGGAUUCCGGCCGACAAGUGGGGCGACAUGUCCAAGCUUCUGAUUGGCUUUGGCCAAACGCACUGCAAAGCGUACCUUGACCCAAUGUUGAGCGUUUGCGCCAACUAUGCCGACCAAGAAGGUACCGUCGUCGAUGGUACGCUGGACACGGGUAGCACUGCAUUGACGCUCGUGGCAUCCGCGCUUGUCAUGAUCGUGACGCCUUCUUCCGUUCUUCUACGCCGGCCCCGCAGGCAAAGACAUGGCGUCCAACACGAUGAUGAUGACGGUCAUGCGUCCCAAACCAGUUUUUGGCUACUCGGUACAACAGCCUUUGGCUCGGACGGACUUUACAGCUGGGCCACGUACGUUCGUCAAGGUCGGGAAGCCCCCGAGUGCCACGUGCGCGCGACCUCGUCACCGCACAUUGUUGUUGCUCUCUUCCAGACGCAAUUCGCGACGAUUACGCCGGCGCUGCUCAGCGUCGAUCGCAUUAGGUUUAGCACCUACGUCAUCCUUCUCCUCCUAUGUACGCCCAUCGUCUACGACCCGCUCGCCAACUGGAUGUGGUCUAGGAAGCUCGGCGACAACUGGGCGAUCAAGGUCGUGGGCUGGGAAGGCAAACUUGAUGCGCUCGACUUUGCCGGCGGCUCCAUCAUCCACGUUCCGAGCGGCAGCCCUCAUCUGGGCUACUCGUUUGUCGACACGACGCUCCUCCUCAUCCUUGCGCUCAAGCACACCAGCGUCUCCAAGGAGAAGGAAAUCCUCGGCGUGGACGUCGUGUACCGACCACAUGCUCACCCCGGCGAGAUGGAGUGA